AUGAGAGCGAUUUUGCGAAGCGCGACUCUCUCCGCGGCGAGGAGUCGUGUUGCGCCCAGCCAUGGCUUCGCAACGUCUUGCCCGGCCGCAUUCAAGCAAUCGCUUCCGAAUCUAAGAUCUGCCCGGCAACACAAUAAAUACCAGGCCAACAGGAGCAAGAACUACGAAACUUUCAGGAACAUGAUUCUCUCCCAGUUCAACGUUGUCUUGAGGAACAUGGGCCCCUACUCGGAUACGAACCCCGAGUACCGCGACUUUGGCAUCAAAAGCGAGAAUGGGCUCAACAACGAAGUUCAGCUGUUCCGCGAGACGAUACAGAAGUCAAUACACAUGGCGAACAAGGGCUCGACGUUGCGAAAGGAGAACCCUCUGUUCUGGACGCUGCGGAAUGCAUUCGUCAGGUCAGACGUCAAGGGGCUCACAUCAGAGCUGAAGUACUCGUUUCAGAGCUUCAUGAUGCGUCAAAAGUUGACCAAGGUGACACCGAGACAGAAGAAGCUGGCCGACAUGCGCUUCCCCAUGGAGUGGUUCCCCGCCACGCGUGCGAUGCAGCGCACCAUCCACCUCCACGUUGGACCGACAAACUCCGGUAAGACGUACCGGGCAUUGAAGGCGCUGGAGAACGCAAAGUCGGGAAUCUACGGCGGGCCUUUGCGUCUGUUGGCCCACGAGAUCUACAUGCGAUUCCAGAACAAGGGGAAGCCAUGCGCCAUGGUUACGGGAGAGGAACAGCGCAUUCCGGAGGACGAGGACAACUACUUCAUCAGCUGCACCGUCGAGAUGACGCCGCUGAACCGGAUGGUCGACGUGGCGGUCAUUGACGAAAUCCAGAUGAUUGGCGACAUGGAUCGAGGCUGGGCGUGGACGCAAGCUUUGCUCGGCGUCAUGGCCAAGGAGGUCCAUCUCUGCGGUGAAGAGCGUGUUGUCGACCUGAUCAAGUCGAUCUGCGCCAGCAUCGGCGACGAAUGUAUCGUCCACAGGUACCAGAGGUUGAGUCCACUCGAGACAAUGAAGCAGAGUCUCGACAACGACCUGUCCAAGCUGCAAAAGGGAGAUGCUGUCGUAGCAUUCACCCGAGUCAACCUGCACGGUCUGAAGAAUGCCAUUGAAGAGAAGACCGGGCGACGCUGUGCUAUUGUCUACGGUUCCCUGCCCCCUGAGACUCGAGCACAGCAAGCCGCCCUGUUCAAUGACCCGGACAACGACUACGACUUCCUCGUGGCCAGUGACGCUAUCGGCAUGGGUCUCAACCUCGAGAUCAAGCGAGUCAUCUUUGAGACCGCAACCAAGCACGACGGAACACAGUUCCGUGUGUUGAACACGUCUGAAAUCAAGCAGAUUGGCGGCAGAGCAGGCCGAUACAAGACUGCCAGACAAGCCACCACCAGCGACGCCAGCACAGAUACGACCGCAGUCGCUCCAGUAGAAGAGAAGAAGAUGGGCUACGUGACAACACUAGACCCUGACGACUUGCAGACGAUCCGGAAAGCCUUCCAAAACGAGGCCGAACCCCUGGAGACGGCGGUCAUCCACCCGCCAGCUUUCGUCAUCGAAAGGUUCUCCGAGUACUUCCCGCCCGACACGCCCCUCAGCUUUAUCCUCCUCCGCCUGCGCGAGCUGGCCCCCGUCUCGGAGCGCUACUCCGUCCACGUCAACGAGCGGUCCAUCGAGAUCGCCGACACCAUCCAGGAGUUCCCCAUGACGGUCCAGGAGCGCAUCACGAUCCUCAACGCGCCCGUCAACAAGGACAAGGGCCAGAAGGAGAUUGUGCGCGCCAUCGCCAAGCGCAUCGCCACGCGCCGCAACGGCGCGCUCUACGACAUCAAGGAGAUCCCGCUUGAGCUGCUUGACGCCUCGAUCGACGACAUUGGCCAGCAGGACGGCAGGAAGUACCUGCGCGCUAUCGAGACGCUGCACCAGGCCAUCACGUUGUACCUGUGGGUCAGCUACCGCUUCCCGAGCAUCUUCGUCAGCCAGACGCUGGCGUUCCACAUGAAGGACUUUGUCGAAGAGAAGAUUGCGCACUACCUCGCGACCAACACCGUCUUCCAGACCGACAUGAACCAGCAGCUGCGCGACAACCAGCGCAGGAGGGCGCUGAAGAACCAGUCGGAGAAGGACAGGCUGCGCAUGGAGCGCGACGAGCUGGAGGCCAUCGAGAAGGGCAAGGCCAAGACGCCCGCUGUAGAAGUUGACUCGUGGGUCGAGCCCACGCCGGAGGAGGAGCCCCUCGUCGGCGACGAGAAGGAGUACGAGCAGCUCGACGAGCAGGUGACGAGCGACGAGAACUGGGACAAGGUGGACGAGAAGCUGCACGACGCAGAAAGUCACGACCGGAGAGAAUCACCGUCAGCCGGUUGA
Messenger RNA from Colletotrichum aenigma, 2361 nucleotides. RefSeq names its product ATP-dependent RNA helicase suv3. Gene Ontology annotation, biological process: RNA catabolic process; mitochondrial RNA 3'-end processing. Bases 1 to 2361 code for a protein of 786 amino acids. Gene Ontology annotation, cellular component: mitochondrial degradosome. The transcript has 2 exons. NCBI's taxonomy places the organism in Eukaryota, Fungi, Ascomycota, Sordariomycetes, Glomerellales, Glomerellaceae. The record is from RefSeq and is a predicted model, not a curated record. Gene Ontology annotation, molecular function: ATP binding; hydrolase activity, acting on acid anhydrides; RNA helicase activity.